This is a messenger RNA of Cololabis saira (Pacific saury), 1006 nucleotides long. RefSeq names its product proteasome 20S subunit beta 7 (gene psmb7). The transcript has 9 exons. Gene Ontology annotation, molecular function: threonine-type endopeptidase activity. Gene Ontology annotation, cellular component: proteasome core complex. The record is from RefSeq and is a predicted model, not a curated record. Lineage: Eukaryota; Metazoa; Chordata; Actinopteri; Beloniformes; Belonidae. Bases 63 to 923 code for a protein of 286 amino acids.
CCGGCCGCGGUCCCUGAACGCAGCAUCUUCACUUCCCGGAAACAGCGGUCUCAUCCACCAAAAUGGCGACGCUGACUGUGAGCCGGCUGCCCGUCGGGGGUUUCAGUUUCGAAAACUGCAAGAGAAAUGCAGUUUUGGAAGGGGAAGGUAACAAACUAGGAUGGAGCAUGCCCGCUGCACGCAAGACAGGAACCACCAUCUGUGGCAUCGUCUACAAGGACGGCGUCAUCCUUGGAGCUGACACCAGAGCCACCGAGGGCAUGGUGGUGGCAGACAAGAACUGCUCCAAGAUCCACUUCAUCUCAUCCAACAUUUACUGCUGUGGUGCAGGAACAGCUGCAGACACGGAGAUGACCACCCAGAUCAUCUCCUCCAACCUGGAGCUGCACUCGCUCUCCACUGGCCGGGUGCCACGCGUGGCCACCGCCAACCGCAUGCUCAAACAGAUGCUCUUCAGAUAUCAGGGCUACAUCGGUGCUGCUCUCGUCCUGGGAGGAGUGGACUGUAACGGCCCUCACCUAUACAGCAUCUACCCCCACGGCUCCACUGACAAGCUGCCCUACGUCACCAUGGGCUCCGGCUCACUAGCUGCCAUGGCCGUGUUUGAAGAUCGCUACAAGCCAGACAUGGAAGAAGAGGACGCAAAGAGGCUGGUUCGUGAUGCCAUCGCUGCAGGGAUCUUCAACGACCUGGGCUCUGGCAGCAACAUCGACCUGUGCGUCAUCACCAAGGGCAACGUGGACUACAUCAGGCCUCACGAUGAAGCCAACAAGAAGGGAGUCAGGCUGGCCGAGCUUGAAGCCUUGACGCCGACUGGCGACUACAAGUAUAAACGAGGAACCACAGCCGUGCUGACGAAGGCUGUGACCCCCCUGGAUCUGGAACUGCUGGAGGAGUCAGUCCAAACCAUGGAUACAUCCUAAAACAGUCUUCUCUUGAUGCCAGUCACUACCCCUCAUAUUUGUUUUCUCUAAAGUUACAAAUAAAUUUUUUUCCUUAAAGCCUC